Messenger RNA from Spea bombifrons (plains spadefoot toad), 4131 nucleotides. Its product is annotated as epidermal growth factor receptor-like. The coding region runs from base 370 to 3951 and encodes 1193 amino acids. The record is from RefSeq and is a predicted model, not a curated record. The transcript is spliced from 27 exons. Gene Ontology annotation, biological process: protein phosphorylation; cell differentiation; negative regulation of apoptotic process. Gene Ontology annotation, cellular component: signaling receptor complex; basal plasma membrane. Gene Ontology annotation, molecular function: ATP binding; epidermal growth factor binding; epidermal growth factor receptor activity. NCBI's taxonomy places the organism in Eukaryota, Metazoa, Chordata, Amphibia, Anura, Pelobatidae.
CUUCUAGCAUUGUGAGAUCACGGAGGCAGACAGAAAAUUUGGCUGGAGCUGUCAAAACUUCGGCAAGUCCUGGAAGCUGGAAAUCAGAGAUCCUAUUUCUUGUAAACGUCUCAUUGGCUCUUCUGACGUUUCCAUUGUGGAGAUUAGAGAAGGAGGUCCACUAUUGCCCAACACAGGUUCAUAGUCAGUCGGGUUACACAUUACUUUUCUGGCUGUGUCUCUUACCUGACUUGGAUAUAUAACAUGGACUCAAGCGUACAGUAGUCGAGUGAUUUUUGCUUGUAAUUGAAGUUUUUUUCUCCAAUUCUAAAGUUUCUGAGAAUAAAGUAGUCAAGAACAACUAGAAGAAGAGAGACUUGGGUGGCUCUGAUGGGUCCCACCAGGAAAACAAGAAUGUGGGAAGCUGGUCUGGACAUACUAUUCUUUAUCAUCCUCAUUAUCAAUAACACUAGCUUUGCACUGGAAGACAAGAAAGUAUGCAUUAGCACAUUCAACAAGUUUAAUCGGCUUGGAUCAGAUGAAGAUCACUACAUUGCGAUGAAACGGACCUACAGUGACUGUGAGAUUGUGAUUGGAAAUCUUGAAAUCACCUACCUACAACCCCAUCAUAAUGCCUCCUUCCUAAAGAGCAUAAGAGAAGUUGGAGGUUAUGUUCUCAUCUCUUUGAAUGGUAUUAAAAGCAUUCCUCUAGAAAACCUUCGGAUCAUCAGAGGCAACACUUUGUACAAAAAUACAUAUGCAUUGGCCAUUGUCUUAAAUGUUCAAGAAAACCACAGUUUAGAAGAGCUUCCUAUGAGAAGUCUAACCGAAAUUCUUAAAGGCGGAGUUAGGAUAGGAGAAAAUCAAAACCUUUGCAGUUUAAGCACAAUCAAGUGGAAAGACAUCGUAAACGAAGAAAAUCCAAACAAUCAGAUUUCUGUGCAAAUGCAAUGCACUCCUGAUUUCAAAUGUCAUGAUAAUUGUAGUGGAUCAUGCUGGGGACCUGGCCCUGAAAACUGCCAAAUAUUCACAAAAACCAUUUGUGCUCAGCAGUGUUCAGGUCGUUGCAGAGGCCCUAUGCCCAGUGAUUGCUGUCAUAGCCAAUGUGCAGGUGGUUGUACAGGACCUAAAGAAAAAGACUGCUUGGCUUGCCGCAAAUUUCGUGAUGGCGAAACAUGCAAAGAAAGUUGCCCACUGCUGCACAUAUACAAUCCUUCUACUUACCAAAUGGAAGUAAAUCCAGAAGGAAAGUACAGUUUUGGAGCUUCCUGUGUAAAAACAUGCCCACGUAACUAUGUUGUGACUGUUCAUGGGUCGUGUGUUCGGACUUGUCCAGCGAAUUCUUAUGAAAUAGAAGAAAAUGAUAUGCGUAUUUGCAAAACAUGUGAUGGACCAUGUACUUCAGAAAAAGUUUGCACUGGAAUCGGUACCGGAGACUUGAAAACUGCUGUUACGAUAAAUGGUGGAAAUAUUGAAUCCUUUCAAAACUGCACCAAGGUGCAAGGAGACGUAGUCAUCCUGGCUUCGGCAAAGUCUGAUGACCGAUUCACUAAUACUCCAAAACUGGAUCCUGAAAAACUGAAUUACUUUAGGUCUGUGCGUGAAAUAACAGGAUGUUUAGUCAUUCAGUGGUGGCCAGAAAAUUACACUGAUUUGAGUCAAUUUGAAAACCUUGAAGUGAUCCAUGGCAGAAAUAUACGACACUAUACUUUUUCUUUGGGUAUCGCCCGUCUGUCCAUAACCUCAUUGGGAUUACGGUCCCUCAAAGAAGUGAGCGAUGGAGAUGUUAUAAUUAAGACAAACAAAAACCUUUGCUACGUUGACACGAUCAACUGGAAAAAUAUCUUCAGAACAAACCAAAACUCCAUUGUUGAAAACAAUGAACUCCCAGAGAAUUGUGCGGCCAAGGGAGAUGUGUGUGACCCUUUAUGCUCUGAUGAUGGAUGUUGGGGGCCAGGGCCUUUCCAGUGUUUUUCCUGCCGCAAUUUUACUCGUGGACGGGAAUGUGUUGACUCCUGCAAUACCUUAUCAAGGGAGCCUCGAGAGUAUGUGAGUGAUGGCGUCUGUUUUAAGUGCCACUCUGAGUGCAUGCCUCAGAACACCACUGUCACCUGCAGCGGACCCGGUCAAGAGGACUGUACAAAAUGUUCCCACUACAAAGAUGGUCCAUACUGUGUCCAGUCAUGUCCAUCUGGAAUUCUGGGUGAAAAUGAUACAUUGAUCUGGAAGUAUCCAGAUCACAAUGGAGUUUGCCAGCAUUGUCACCCUGAAUGCAAAAUGGGAUGCGAAGGAGCAGGAACUGCAGGUUGUCCACUUCCUUUGUCAAAAGUUGCAUCCAUUGCUGCUGGUAUAGUCGGAGGAAUCCUUGGAGCCCUUGUGCUUGCACUUGUUACCUACUUCUUUAUUCGCAGAAAUCGUAUCCAUAGAAAACGCACUCUGCGCAGGUUACUUCAGGAGAGAGAGCUGGUUGAGCCUGUCACGCCAAGCGGAGAAGCUCCUAACCAAGCCCUUCUUCGAAUUCUAAAGGAGACAGAAUUUAGGAAAAUAAAGAUUCUUGGCUCAGGAGCAUUUGGCACAGUCUAUCAGGGCCUGUGGAUACCAGACGGGAAGGGAGUAAAGAUUCCUGUCGCCAUCAAAGAGUUGAGAGAAGCCACAUCGUCCAAAGCCAACAGGGAAAUUCUUGAUGAAGCGUAUGUCAUGGCCAGUGUUGACAAUCCCCAUGUUUGCCGUUUAUUGGGAAUAUGUUUGACUUCUACUGUCCAGCUGAUCACACAACUCAUGCCUUAUGGCUGCUUACUGGACUAUGUUCGUGAACACAAGGACAACAUUGGCUCAAGACAUCUUCUCAACUGGUGUGUGCAGAUUGCCAAGGGUAUGGGCUACCUUGAAGACCGCCGUUUGGUCCACAGAGAUUUGGCUGCUCGAAAUGUUCUUGUGAAAGGUCCACAACAUGUCAAGAUCACCGAUUUUGGGUUGGCGAAACUACUGGGGGCAGAUGAAAAAGAAUAUCACGCAGAAGGAGGAAAGGUACCUAUUAAAUGGAUGGCCCUAGAGUCAAUUCUUCAUAGAAUUUACACCCACCAGAGUGAUGUAUGGAGUUAUGGGGUUACUGUGUGGGAAUUAAUGACAUUUGGAUUGAAACCAUAUGAUGGGAUCGCAGCCAGUGAAAUUUCAACAAUUUUAGAAAAGGGGGAGCGUCUUCCACAGCCUCCAAUCUGCACAAUUGAUGUGUAUAUGAUCAUGGUGAAAUGUUGGAUGAUAGAUGCUGAGAGCCGUCCCAAAUUCAGAGAGUUAAGUGCGGAAUUUAGCAAAAUGGCUCGAGACCCAACACGCUACUUAGUCAUACAGGGCGAUGAAAGAAUGAACUUACCAAGUCCCGUUGAAUCAAAAUUCCAUCAUGCGUUGGUGCAAGAAGAAAUGGGAGACAUAGUUGAUGCUGAGGAAUACCUGAUACCAAAUCAAGGGUUCUUUAGCUCUCCUUCAACCUCACGGACUCCUCUUCUGACUACGCCGCAGGGACCACCGGUUAGAGAAGACAGUUUUAUUCAAAGAUACAGCACAGACCCUACAGUCAUUUUGGAUGACAGUGUGGAUGAUGAGUUUCUUCCUGCUCCUGAAUAUGUAAACCAAAUCAUUCCAAAACCCUUCACUUCAGCAAACGUCAACGGGAAUCCAUCUAAUGGUGUUAAGUCUCCUCUGGAAAAUCAUUACCAGAAUUCCCAGAGCAAUGGCGUGAAGAACCCAGAGUAUUUGAAUUUAGCCCAAGAUAUCAUCUCUAAACCAGAGUUUAGCUAUCAUUCCCUCUGGGACCAAAAAUUCAACCAUCAAAUAAAUCUUGAAAAUCCCGAUUACCAACAAGACUUCUUUCCUAAAGAAUCAAAGACCAAUGGACGUUUUAAGAUUCCUGCAGCUGAAAAUCCAGAAUAUUUGGGAUUGGCACCUAAAAGUGACUAUAUUGAGACAUCGGCAUGACCAUAGUUAUUUAUCAUUCCUGUUUUUCUUCUUAUUGGGACACAGCUAGGCCUCCAUUGGCCUUUAGGGAAACACAAGGGCAAAAAGUAGCCCAAUACACUAAAGUAUGGACAAUGAAGGUAUACUUCGGUUGUAUCUGGCAGUCAACUAAAAUGACAUAUGGCAGUUACAAUGUUUCUC